Molecule: messenger RNA, 2613 nt
Organism: Clonostachys rhizophaga
Lineage: Eukaryota; Fungi; Ascomycota; Sordariomycetes; Hypocreales; Bionectriaceae
Source: the annotation of a GenBank genome assembly
AUGGAUGUACAUCGUUGUCGUUUCGUGCCGUUCCAGCCUUCGGCGAUCAACGCCAUUGCCUUCUCCCACCCCAAAACGAGAAGCUCCAAGCAUACCGCCCUCGCGCGACUCGCCAUUGGGCGCGCAAACGGAGACAUUGAGAUCUGGAACCCUUCAAACGGAGCCUGGCACCAAGAGCAAGUCAUUCGAGGCGGCAAAGAUCGAAGCAUUGACGGUUUGGUCUGGGUCAAUGAGUCCGACCAGGAUCUUGGCGACGGAAGAGUCGUAGUAGGCAAAUCGCGCCUCUUCAGCAUCGGCUACACAUCGACAGUCACAGAAUGGGACCUCGAGAAGGGAAAGCCGAAGCGACAUGCCAGCGGUCAGCACGGCGACAUCUGGUGCAUAGCGGCCCAGCCAUCGGGUCCCUCCGGCGACAAGGCAGCCCCGAACUGGGCCGUGCAAGAACCCCAGACCUCGAACAAGCUCAUCGCCGGCACAAUUGAUGGAGAACUUGUCAUGUAUUCGAUCGAGGAUGACGAUCUCCGCUUCCAGCGAGUGGUGGUUCGGUCUCCCACUAAGAAAGCCCAGAUGGUGAGCAUUGCUUUCCAGUCACGCAAGGUGGUCAUUGUGGGAUGUUCAGAUAGCACGAUUCGCGCCUACGAUAUUACAAAGGGCCACCUGCUGCGACGGAUGACUCUUGGUUCGGAUCUUAUUGGUGGUUCCAAGGAAAUCAUUGUCUGGUCCGUCCAGUGUCUCCCGGGGGGGAACAUUGUGUCUGGAGACUCGACCGGCCAGCUGUGCAUUUGGGAUGGCAAGACGUACACACAGACGCAACGUAUCCAGAGCCAUAAGCAAGACAUUUUGAGCUUGGCGACAUCAGCCGAUGGGACAGCCAUCAUGAGUGGCGGCAUGGAUAGAAGAACAGUGCUCUACAAGCCCAACGGGCAACGUUGGAGCAAGGUUUGGGGGAGAAGAUAUCAUAACCAUGAUGUCAAGUGCAUGGCUACCUUCGAGAGUGGACGCCUUAGUGUGGUCGUUUCAGGAGGUCCCGACGCCAACCCCGUUGUGAUGCCCUUGAAGGAGAUGGGACGUGAAAACCACCGAGUCAUCUCAAACCUACCGCAACAACCCCCGAUCGCAAGUGCCCGCAAAGCUCGGUUUAUUAUCAGUUGGUGGGAGCGAGAGGUGCAUGUGUGGAUUCUUCGAAAAUCAGCGAAUGAUAUCAUCAAUUCGGGGUCAGAAGGCAGCGACAUAUCUCAAAACCGAAAACUGCUAAAAACAAUUGUUGUCAAGGGGGACUCCAACAUUUCCGACGCCUCUAUUAACGAGGAUGGCACUCUCUUAGUAGUGUCGAGCUCGACUGACGUCAAAGCCUUCCAGCUCCAACACAACAAUCCCGUAAAACCUUCCGAUGUACAAUUGAGCUCUAUUGAGCUUCCCGGUAGUUUGACAAGAUUGGGUGCAUCGCAAGUUCAGCUAUCACCUGAUGGCUCUUGGGUCUGCCUUGUUCAGGAAGGCCAUCGGGUCACAGUGGCCGAGAUUCAAGCUACUGGGGGCAAAUUCAACUUCUCGUCAGACAAGAUCGGCCACUUGAGACGACUUGGUCGUCACAUCCCUCGCUACGUCCAGAACGGAGGCCUCGGAAGCUACGAUCGGACCAUCACAAACAUUGCUUUCAGCGCAGAUUCCAAGAUGCUCGCGGUGGCAGAUCUGGCAGGGUAUAUUGAUACUUGGGUUUCGCUUGACCAAGGGGAGGACUCACAAAAUGGCACGGGUGAGCCAACGGAUGACAGCGCUUCAGGAUCCGAGAGCGAGUCCGGAGAGAGCGGGGAUGAGAGCUCUAGUGACGGUCUAUCACUUCGCUGGGUACGCAAUCCAAAUGCCAGGCUUCUCCCUAAGCUUCCAUCUGCGCCGGCAGUUCUCUCCUUCUCGGAAGACGUACCCGUCACUGCUGAUGGUGUGAAGGAUGGCUCUGGCGAUUACUCACUUCUUGCUAUUACGGGGUCUUGGAACAUUCUUGUUUUCCACCCUCUCGAGGGUACCUUGACACCUUGGUCUCGACGAAACCCCCGUCGCGCACUGCCCGCUCCUGUUCUUGACCUCCUCGAUCUACCCAAGGGUGUCACGUGGCAGGGUUCUCGGGCUUGGAUCUACGGCGUGUCCUUCCUAGUAAUGCUUGAUUUAGACAAGGACUUGCCCAAGGUGGCGGAAAAUUCGGAAACUUCAGUUGUCCCCGCAGGAACAAAACGGAAGAGAGUUGGCCCAAGCACGGGCGCUGGAGGCAAAAUGUUGCAGAGCAACCUCAUACCUCACAAAAUCCUUAAGCACGUGGAUGGACAAGAGGAGGACGUCGAGAUGGAGGACGUCCAGCGUGGUGACGAGAGCAACAGUGAUGACGACGAAUUUGAUGCCGAGCUUACGCAAGUCCGCAAUGGAAACAGCGCCGGCAAUGGCGUCGGCCCAGGGAGCCUUGAUCUCGCAUCGCAAGAUGCCCAGCAAAAAGCCUGGUGGUUAACCUACAAGUAUCGGCCAAUAUUCGGCGUCGUUCCACUUGAAGGGAAUGAGAUUGCCCUGGUGGAAAGGCCCACAUGGGAUGUGGAGGCCGCUGAUAGAUAUCUGGGGAAGGACGAGUAG